AUGGCCUUAUCUCCAGCCUUUGUGGCGCCAAGUGUGGUCGCCAGCCCGCUCUCGGCCCCGGCGGUCGCCGAGCGGACCGUUGGCUCGAGUGGCUCUCGGUCCCAGGUGUCUGCUCAAACGGUGGCCGCUUUGGCGGCUGUGGGUGCCAUUGCGGGGCGAGGUCGGAAGUCUCGCGGCACACGAGUGACGCGUCAGGCGGUGGUGGCCGAAGUCGGCGCCAACGCGGGAGAAAGACCCAAGGAAGGCAAACCCUUGAAGGUGAUCGUUGCAGGUGGCGGAGUUGGUGGCUUGACGUCUGCUUUUUCCAUGCUCAAACAGGGCUGGGAUGUCCGGGUCUAUGAAAAGACCGGGAAGUUUGCACGCUUUGGUGGUCCAAUCCAGUUCGCCAGCAAUGCCACGGCUACUCUGAAGGCCAUUGAUGAGCGCCUUUUUGAGCGUGUCAUGGAAAAGUUCACUUUCACUGCCACUCGACGUUGCGGCAUCAAGGAUGGACUUAGAUCAAAUGGCGACUUCAGGAUGACGGAUGUGUUUGACCCAUCAUACUUCACGAAUCCCGACGUGCCAGCAGAUUGGUUCAUCUCUUUUCCUUUGAAGGAGUGUGCGGACUUCUUCAACCUCCCAUACACUGGUGUGAUCAACCGUCCUGAUCUUCAGGAUAUUCUUCUUGAUGAGUGCAAAUCACAGAAAGAGGAUUUCAUUGUCAACGGCGAGAACCAUGACAAGGGCGUGACUGUCAAGCUCUCAGAUGGCACCACCGAAGAAGCGGAUCUUUUGGUGGGUGCUGAUGGCAUUUGGUCGGCGGUCAGAGCGCAGAUGUACAAUGAGGGAGGAGUGAAGGAGCGUUCCAAGGACGGCAAGUCGAUCCAAGGGUGUCGAUACUCUGGCUACACCGUUUUCGCAGGAGAAACGGUUCUUGAGGUUCCCGACUACUACGAGUGCGGCUACAAGGUCUACAUUGGUCCCCAAAGGUACUUCGUAACUUCUGAUGUGGGUGAUGGACGAAUCCAGUGGUAUGCCUUCUGCGCUCUGCCGCCAGGCACUCACAAGGCUGGAGACACUUGGGCAGGUGAGGGCGGCGAUGCCAAGAAGGGAGCUGAUGUGAUCAGUUAUUUGAAGGGCCUUCAUGAAGGCUGGUCGAGUGAAGUUUUCUACGUGCUCGACAACACGGAUGCGGAGUCGGUGGAACAGCGAGACUUGUACGAUCGCUUGCCUGAGUUCUUCCGCUCCUGGGCCGACGGCAACGUGGUGCUCAUGGGAGAUGCAGUGCACCCAAUGAUGCCUAAUCUUGGCCAGGGUGGCUGUCAGGCUAUUGAGGAUGCGUAUGAGCUGACGCGUAUUCUGGCGGCGAGUAAGACCUAUGCGGCAGAUUUUGAUCCAAAGGUCACGGCCGAAGCUCUGCAGAACUUCUACCGCUCGCGGAUGCCUCGUGUGGCAGGUGUCUCUUUGAUGUCCGGCCUGGCUUCGGAUCUCAUCAUCAACGAGAAGGGCACCGAUUGGAGAUCGUACCUGACCCUGGGCUGGAAGCCCUUCCUCCAGUUCAUUUUCUUCCCGCUGUUCCUCUUCCUAUAUUCCAACCAUCCUACGGGCGGCAUGGGCGACCUCCCAAAGAGAAUGGAGGAAGAGUGGCGAAAACGACACAAGAAGUCUGCGGAGGCAGGGCCAAGAACUGUAGUUUUGUGGAUCCCAGUGAAGGACGGACAUAUCGAGAUCGCAGCUUUUGCCGCAGCAAAGGGAGGUAAAAAGAUGCUUCAUCAGCCAUCUUUCUUUGCCAAAGUCAAUGCGGUGGAAGAGGAGAAGGAGAAGGCUCAACUCGUGCAAAACGCGGAAGGCAAGGUGCCCAAUCCUCGCGACAAGUCCAGAGCAGAACCGUCGGCCAUUUUCAAGGUGGAGAGCACUUGCAAGCCAGACAAGGAAGUGGACAGCAUCAAGUUCUUUGUGACAGCAGCAGCGGCCUGUGAGGCGAUGAUCGCUCUGGGGCGUUUUCAGCAAGUGCGAGAUGAAAUGAGCUCAAACUUGCAGUCCGACUGGGCGGCCUGGCUUCAUGAUUUGACCAGAAUCUCCUUUGAAAGGAUUGUGGUGUCCAAUGCCUCAGAGGUGGUGAGCGCGGUGGAGGGCAAAGUAAGCUGCUUGGCUUUCAUGUUUGUGGAUGACGAGCUCUUGAUGCCGGGUUUGCGGCGAAGACCCGUGGUAGACGCAGAGGUGCCACUGUGCUCCGCAGCUCCUGGAGGCACGAAGUGCGCAUGGAAGUUUGUACUCUUGUACAUUGUGGUCCUUUCAUCCAUGGGGACCUGUGCAAGCUUCCCGGUCGGGCCAGAUGAAUGGUCUUGGCCAAAGGCGAUGUCAACAGCAUGCUGCAUGGAUUCCCGGGCUUUGCUGCUCCUGCGUUGUUUGCUGGCGGUCACCUACGUGGGCCAUGCCUGCUACGACAUAUACACAUACUAUGAUAGUGGUUACUACUGGAUGUUCUUGACGCAUAUCUCCUUGUGGUGUCAAGUUGUUUGCAGCGUCUGCCUGGUCACUGCAACGAUGACUGGCAUGAGAGCGUUGAGAAACGACUGGCCGACAGAGAAGUCUGAGCCUUUAAUUUGUCGAGUUGCUCUCGCCUUGUUCUCCCUGCAGUUACCGUUGUCAUUCAUGGUGGUGACAAUGUACUGGUCCCUUGAGCAGCCGGUCUGGGACCUUCCUGCAGGCUAUCACUCCUCUUAUGAGAACUUGUACGUCCACGGACUUCAAAGCAUCGGAGUCUUGGUGACCUUUCUCUUUGGGAGAAUUCCCUUUCGGGUGAGGCAGUGGGUUUGGCUCAUGCUGUGCGGUGUCGUCUACUGCACCUGGACUUAUUUGCACUUUUUGUUGCGUAUUGGAAAUUUUGGCGGCUGCCCCAAGUACCCCAGAGAUGAGUGCCCCAUCUAUGCAGUCUUCGACUGGCACAAAGGCUUGCAUACACUGAUAUUGGGCUGCAUGCUGAUUUUGGUGGCUUGUCCUUUAGUGAUGUCAAUUUUCUGGCUGCUUGGCUGGGUGCGAGACUGGCUGGACAAGCCUCACUCAGGGCAAUUUGAGGCUGAUGAACAGGCUGAUGAACUGUGUCGCGGGCAGUGCAAGCUUCUUGUGAGGUCACUCUUCUCUCUGACAAUCUGUUGCAAGAUCCGCUGCUGGAAGCGGCAUAGCAUGUCACAGCUGCAUGACAAGCCAAGCAUGCUGCAGCACACCGUGUGCACCCUCAUCAAUCACUAUAUAGUCCGCUUGUUGGUUUGUUUAUGGCAUCACCUCAAUUGGGUGUCAUCCAACGGAAAUCCUAGCGGUCCUUGUCGUGGGAUUGCAGGAGCCAAGAAAACCCUACGUGGAGGACUCCUCGGAGGAGUCGUCUGAAAGUGAAGGGCCUUGCUAACUUGGUGACUCGUCAGUCGAGUCCUCUGAAAGCAAGGCUGCAGCGGAGCCCUGGAAGCCACCAGGCACACCCAGGUUUCCACUUCAUGACGCUCAGGUGGCUUGACCCCCAAUCUUCUUGUACUACAGAGCCGUUCUUGUAGCUCGGGGCGGCCAGAAGUGCCGCUGGACCCAUUUUAAGCGAUGCAAUGCCAAUCGUGAAGAGCAGCCACUCCGACCUGAGGAGAAACGGUCGGUGGCUGCAGACAGUGAGCUCCGCGUCAGAGAGUGAAAGCAAUUCCCAGCGGAG
Molecule: messenger RNA, 3673 nt
Organism: Durusdinium trenchii
Lineage: Eukaryota; Dinophyceae; Suessiales; Symbiodiniaceae
Source: the annotation of a GenBank genome assembly